Osmerus eperlanus (European smelt) is the source of this 2968-nucleotide messenger RNA. RefSeq lists its product as uncharacterized. The coding region runs from base 80 to 2908 and encodes 942 amino acids. The transcript is spliced from 4 exons. NCBI's taxonomy places the organism in Eukaryota, Metazoa, Chordata, Actinopteri, Osmeriformes, Osmeridae. The record is from RefSeq and is a predicted model, not a curated record.
UUGUGAAUUGAGUACAUAAAAUAGUAAAAAAAAAUAACAAACCUUAGAGUGGCGUUUACCAUUCGAAAUGUAGCGGAGCAUGGGGCUUUUUGCCACAAUGUUCUCCACUGCAAAGAAAUACUUAAACGAUAGAGGGAAUGUGCCUCCUCGGUUUCCUUUCCUGGACCUUGAUGUGGGACCUCUCCGCUAUGGUGUUGUGUGUCUACUCGUCCUAAUUCUGUUACAGUUGUGGUCUCUGCAUCUCCACCGAAAACGUCGAAAGCAGGCAGAGGAUGAAGGCUAUGAAGAAAUUGAUUUGGACCUGUUGAACGAUGCUACAUCUCACACCGUCACCUUGUACAGUAGCUGUGUGGACUGUUUGGAAGAACUGCUAGAGAUGUACUUGUUGGACCAAGAGGAGAACGAACAGGAAUAUUCAGAUACUCUCGUUAAAUGUGGCUCAUUCUAUAGCCGAGAUGAAGGCAGCUCAAGCUGCUGCUGCACAUACGUUAACCCUGAUACCUGCUCUGACAAUGAAAGUGAUUCAUGUUAUUCCCAACAUGUCCAGGGCCCAUGUAACUGCAAGCAACACAAGUCCAUCCACUUGUGUAACAACAGUGCUGGACGAUGCCUUGACGUUCAAAUGGACUCUAAGGAAUCAAACACUGACAGUGAAUCCAUCAUUGACACCUUUACCUCACUGCCAUCCCUCAGUUCCUUAAAGUCCAGCCAAACCUCUCCUGUAUCUGUAAAGUCCAGAUUGAGGGAAACGGAUCACAUCCCACAUGAGGUUUUCUAUAGUAAGCAAGUCUCCACUGACAAACUGACUAAUGAUAUGGGCAUCUCCAAGGUGAACCAGCCACUCUCCCAUUUGAUUGACGGGGACCAGAGUAUGAAGAGGAGUCUCAGGCGGACCUUCAUUCGCAGGCUGUGGAGACGUGCCAUACUGAUGGUGCGGAUCAUUAACAUGUUACUCCCCAAUAGAUUGAAACGUGAGACAAAGCAGCGAAGGCCUGAUGGUGAUGUCACUCUCCACACAGAAAGGCAGGCUCAGCUAGUGUCUGACAGUGCAACAGGGCCAGACCAAGUAGACAGCUUUAUAAUCAGUUUUCAAAGUAAACGUGUCAUGUUUGAACCUAAAGUGAUCCUCACAGCUCCUGAAAUGACUCUCGGAAAAAUUCCAAGAAAUUACAUUACUCAUAAGUCAUGGUGUCCGAAGAUUCCGACACAGGAAAGGAAAGUACCUUCAAAUGUCAUAUUCAGGUCUGUUUUGAUGUGUCCCCUUCCUACUAAAGGUCUUGCCAAUGAAUCUGAACCCCCAAAGUCAAGGUCAUUUGUAGUCUACCAGCUAGGUAAGAAGGUAGCAGAUCUCCUUGAGAUGACUGUCAGGCAAAAUCACCUGCAGCAGCUUCUAGGAGUGUGUACUCUAUACUCUGACUCUCUGGCAAAGCUGGAAGUUGAAAAGGUCUUAUUGGUUUCACGGCCAUCUUUUCUACUGUCUUUCCGAGGUGUAAAUACACCAUUCAUCCCCCAGGAACACAGAGACAAACUGGAGUCUCAUGUCAAACUUAAAGUCAUACAGCACCGCUGGGGUCUUCCUAAGCUUGUUUCUCGCUCAGCUAGAGGCUUUAUGGCGCAAGCCCCCAGGUUAAAACAAGUUGACAAGAUCCACAAUAGAAGAAAUAGUGUAGAGAAUAACUCACAAAUAGAUCAUCUGUCUCAAGUUGCUGACCAACUGUCUGACCAACUGAAUAAGAGUAAAAGCAGUGACCAAGCAACUUCAACAUCCACAGAAGAAACCAAGAAAAUAUUUUUGCCUGAAAUGACAAGAGAUAUGGCUAUUGAUUCUUUUAACGAGGGACAAUCAUGUAAGUUUGACAAAUUGAAAGACGCAAUCUGUCAUGAUUUGAUGAAAGAGCAAUGUACUACUAGUAUAAAGAUGAACCCUGAAACCCCUUUAAAGAGGAACUACUUGGAGAUUACGUUAGCUUCCCCCAAGAGUAAUGUUAAGAAUGUGAUAGAAGUGCUUGAUUCUAUCUCCAGAGUGAAACACAUUCCAUUCAUGAAGAAGGAAACUCUUGACCUAAUUGAGAUUAACUUGAAACAAAAACAUCUGGAAAAUCUAUUGGGACCACAUACCCUCUUUCAUAAAUCCAUGGAUUUAAUCAAACCUGAAGCAUCUCUACUAGAAACUCUACAAGAAACACCAUUGCCAUCCUCAAAGGUACAGUUAGUCAGCUCUGAGACACAUUUUCCCAGUAAAGAGAUCAGAGACAAGCUAGAGUUUCACAUCAAAUGCAAGAAGAUCCAGCAACUCGUGGGCUUGUCUCAGGUAGUCCAAAAGUCUACGAAUGCAGUCUUAUCUAAGGAGUGCAAGACAGACCUUAGCAAGGCUGUCCUUAUGCCACAGUAUGAGAUCAAAGUUAUGACACGUAACUUAGCGUUUCUGACUGAUGCCCAGAAAGAAGCCUUAGAGAAAAAUGUGAGGGAAAAGAAGGCUCACAAGUCCUGGGGUUACUCAAAACAAGUGCUGCAGUCUCUAAGAGCCUUUGAGCUGCCUAGAGGUGUCGCUAAAGACCUGAGGAAGAGAUGUCAACCUUGUGCCGAACCCCAACCCUUUUCAAGGGUUUCAAAGGAGGCCCCCACUGAGAUCAUCAACCUUCAUAACUCCAGUUCAUUAGAUGAAUUCAACCACCCAGAAGCAAGUGAUGGCAAGACCAACCAGAACAACUCAAACAGUUUCUCCAGUUUGACCACUGAUUUGAAUGAGAAACCAGGAUGUUGGAAAGCUUCUUUUGGCCCUGUUAUUCAAAGUUGCUUAGUUUCAGACUCCAUCCUUGACAAUAGGGCAUCCCUACCUCUACCACCAGACGGAUGGUUUGAAAUGGCAGCUAACUAUGUCCACCAUCCAGGGCUGAAAGAAGAGUGAAAAUCCCCACCAGCUGAGUCAAGUCUCAUGUUUUGACAAAAUACAGAUACUCAUUUGCAU